This is a messenger RNA of Stylophora pistillata, 3888 nucleotides long. RefSeq names its product alpha-1,6-mannosylglycoprotein 6-beta-N-acetylglucosaminyltransferase A-like. The record is from RefSeq and is a predicted model, not a curated record. Lineage: Eukaryota; Metazoa; Cnidaria; Anthozoa; Scleractinia; Pocilloporidae. Gene Ontology annotation, molecular function: alpha-1,6-mannosylglycoprotein 6-beta-N-acetylglucosaminyltransferase activity. Gene Ontology annotation, cellular component: Golgi apparatus. Gene Ontology annotation, biological process: protein N-linked glycosylation.
AAGGUCCUAAAAGACAACCAGAGGUUGAGAAAUGUGUCAUUCCAUCUGAUUCUGCAUUCCCUCACUGCAGUGAAAAAGUUAAGUGGAUGCAGAAGUUCUGGCAGUCAGACACGAAGUAUACCAGUCAUGGGGUGGAUGGAAGUAUUUGCUCAUUUCUGAAAUAUCUUAGUGAGGUGGAGAAUUUCUGUCCUCUACGUAGAGGUGGACAUUUAAAUAAUGACUGUGAAAUUCCAACUAGCAAGGAGUUCCCAGAGUGUUCUGGCAAAAUUGCUUGGAUGAGACAGUUCUGGAAAACUGAUAAGUGUUACAAACAGGACCAUGGUGUCAAUGGAAGUAUCUGCUCUUUCAUUAUAUAUUUAAGUGAGGAUAUCUCAAGGACAAAUGUACAAAGCCUUCUUAAUCUCUUAAGGGAUGAAAACAGUCUGAAAUUUCGUUGGAUUAAGGCGAGGAUUGUGCAGAUGUGGCCCCAUUGGCAGGCAGCAUUUUCAGCCUUAAAAAGCAAGAGAGAUUUCUCACAAACAGUUAAAAAAAAGAUUCUAAUUCAUAUUGGACUGUUGUCAAAUGAAAAGAAGCUUCACUUUGCCGAAGAAGCUGGCAAAGGAGGUCCGUUAGGGGAACUGGUUCAGUGGAGCGAUGUGAUAACUUCUCUUUACAUCUUAGGACAUGAUAUUACAGUCACUGCUGAUUUAGUUGUUGCAACAAGUGUGAUUGGGACUUCUGUCAGCAAGAAGUUGUGCCCUCAGAAAUUGCUAAAUGAUGCAGAUCUUUUGUACACAGAUUAAAUUGGCCUCAAAGAACUCAGCACUAAAAUUGGUGCACUGUCUGCACAGUUCCUGUGCAAACUGCGUGUGGUGGACUCCUUUGGCACUGAAUCUCAGUUCAAUUUUAAUCUUUACAAAGAAAAACUCCCUGGAGGAUCUGUAGCGCCGUUUGGACGAUACAACUUAAAUUUACGGCAAUUUCAGACCAUGUUCCCCCAUAGUCCGGACAACACAUUUCUUGGCUUUGUUGUUAAUGCUCAGCCACCAGUAAACGCAGUAAAAAAGUCCAGAAGAAAAGCAAAAGCUCUGGUCUAUGGAAAGCAUGUCAACAUGUGGAAGGAUGUAAAAGAUAAAACCUUCCUCGAAGUCGUAAACAAAUACAUGGAAGUACACGCCACUGUCGGGGGAGGGAAUCAUAAUGAAGUUGCCAGCCAUUUACCAAGUUUUGUGAUAAACCAUGGCGUUGUUACUCCGAUGGAACUGCAGCAGCUCUUGAAUGAGUCAAUGGUUUUUGUUGGACUUGGUUUCCCGUAUGAGGGACCUGCGCCGUUGGAAGCUAUAGCUAAUGGAUGUUUCUUUUUAAAUCCGAAGUUUAUUCCCCCAAAGAGUCGGGCAAACACACCGUUUUUCAAAGAUAAGCCCACGUUAAGACAGGUGACUUCGCAACAUCCCUAUUGUGAAGAAUUCAUCGGGAGUCCGUAUGUGUACACCAUCGAUAUGAAAAAUGUGUCGGAAGUUGAACGAGUUAUGAAGGAAAUUAUGCUGAAAGAAGUUGAACCUUACCUUCCCAUUGAGUUUACUCAUGAAGGAAUGUUAGAAAGAGUCAGUGCGUUGGUUCAAAAUCAGGAUUUCUGUGACCAGAAUCAUUGGCCUCCUGCAAGAGCCUUAGUAACUGUGAAAGGAGAGGCGGGAACGUCAUGCAAACAAGUUUGUCUUUCUAAAGGUAUGGUGUGUGAACCAGAAUUCUUCAAGGCAAUCAACUCUCGCACUUCAUUGAUCGAGAAUGGUUUUCCAUGUAACGCCAGUCGUCUUGAGGAGGUUCCAUCCCUCAUCGCUCCAGGUUACCGCGAAGAACCCAGGGCCUGCAUUGUCCAGACCCAGUCCCUUUUGUUCAGCUGCACGGGAACGAGUCCCACAACUAUGCGUUUAUGCCCGUGUAGGAAAUACAAGAAGGGACAAGUGGCAUUAUGCGAAGAUUGUUAAUAGGGAAAAUCUGUAAUUUCGUAACAGUAAAUUAGUAGUUGGGGUAUUUUUUAGAAUUUAUUUAACAAUAUGGUUAGUUUUCUUUAAGUAUUUUAUCACUCCAGGUACUUAUAUUGACUGUAUUUAUAUAUUACACUUUAUAUGCAGAAAAGUUAAAAAAGAUGCCUUGUAAAUUAUACUCUUGUGGCGUUAAGUUAUUCGUUAGGUCAAUAUAUUAAGUUAUUAUGAGGAGUUAUUAAGAAACUUCACGUUUUUAUAAACGGUAGUCAUACCCCAUUGGUCAAACCAUCGGGUGUGAAACGACCUGUAAGCAACGUUGGAGCACCGUUGAUCUCACGACACUCGCGACUCGAAGAGGUGAAUUUAAAUAACAGAGAUGGGGUUGAGCAGUUCAGUUUCCCGUUGAUUAAGAUUUUCGAUUUUUAAUGACUUGUUUUGAGUUUACUUUUGACAGUGUACUUCUUACGUUGUAAUGGUAGAAUGCAAAAUGAAGUAAAUAACUAUUAUAUUACGUUAAAACCUCCAUCAUGCUUUUAAAAUCGCUAGCCUUUUAGAGCCGUUUCUUUACGUUGACAUGUUGAGUGUAAGACUUUCUUUCGCGCCAUCAGUGAACCAUUGACAAAGUGACUUCCAGUGCUUAUUAUAACACAAUACAAAUCAUGCGAUAUUUCCUCUUGCACUUGAGUGUUAAAAAACAUCACAGCGCAAUUGAAAGUGAAGAACAUUCCCUGAUAUUCCAGUUUUAUAUUUGUUUACAUUCGUGAAAAUUUAAUGUAGAUUACUGAGAUGGACGUUGAGAUUUUUAGUGUAUAUACAUUUUAAGCAGCUUUUUUAAGGACAUGGCAGAUGUAGCUAAAGCCCUUUUGAAUUAGCAAAUGGUUAAUAACACAUGCACAGCGUACACUAUUUAGUUUUGGAUGCACGCGGGAGGUUGCUAAGCACGAAGAAAGGGCAAGAGUCGCUCGAGGUGAUAGCCCAGAGCGACACUAGCUUCUUGAGUGCUCAGCGAACCUCCUCGGUGUACGUUGUGGUGUUUACCAUUUGUUUUAGAACGUUAAAAAAAAAAACAACUCGCUAAACAUUUGCCUACUUGAAAACAUUUGCUCACGUCAGCACAUCACCAGCAUACACCCCAUGGGCAAAUAGCAGAAUUAACCAAUCAGUGCGCGCUUUAGGUGGUUUAUGUUAUAAUGCCAUGUUUAUGCUGUUACCAAACAGAUUUCUUUAAUUUGUAUGUUUUGUUAACCCACCUCAGGUCUUAAGGCAAACUCUCGGCUUUAUCUUUUGUAAAUUACGCAUAUAUAUAUACACGUUACAUAUUCAGGUAAUUGAAUGCUUUUGUAAAUAGGAUUCGUUUUCGUGUAUAGUUAAGUGUAUACCAUUGCCAAAAAGUUCAUAAGCAAAUAGAUUGUUAAGGUAAAUGAGAACAGUGGUAGAAAAACUCUUGAUAGAAAGCACGUGUCGCUGUCUAUAAUUUUGUCUUUUUUUCUCGAGCAUAUGACAUCCUCAGACAAAUGGCGAUGUGGUUGUUGUUUCCACGUACAACAAUUGAAGGUAACAGCGUUCUAUGUCUGUUGUUGUACUCGGUUAAAUUACUGAAAACAAAGCGCCCUUUUUCCCCCACGCUUGUCAAAAAUGGAUCGAUCCUGUGGUCUGCAAACCCUGGCAUGGAUAAGGAAAGGAUUAAUGGUGUCAGCCAGUCUUUCCCUACCCCCGACGGUAGUGUUUUAACCAAGCAAUAGACUAUCUGAGUUGCCUUGAAUGGUUGGAGAGGGUUAAGAACGUGAUAUAUGUUUAUAUAUUUAGUUGUAGCAUUUGUAUGGAAUAAUCGCGUAUCCAGAAGUAAUGCCUUCCAAAAGACUUUGUUUUUAGUAAACUUCUAUUUGAAAGAAUGUUAAAUUAAAAUGUUUCAGUUGUUAUGAUC